UCUGGUUGGGAGUUUUAUGGAGGUGUGGAAUGAGCGGAGGCGGUGCCGCACCUAGCGACCAGAGCUACCGUGGUGCCUUCUUUAUCUAACCAAACUCCUAAAUGGGGCUCAUGUGUUGAAUCUUCACAGAAUUCAAUAAAAAAUAAUAAAAUGUACACCACGGAGCGUAGGCGCGUGAGCCUGCGCCAGUCGAAGAGGAGGGAUCCCAUCCGGGUGUCCGCUGGAAGUUUUUGGCAGGACGCGCUGGCGCUGGAGCUCAGCGCCUGCAACGGCUCCGGUAAACAACUCGUCUCUCCACGCAGUCGGACCGUGGCUUACAUCGUCAACGAAGACGCGUCGGUGCCGCAGACGGAGGAGAACUUGUCGCUGAAAUGUUUAAAGGAAGCCUGCGCGGACGCGCACGCGACUCUAAAGACCAUUUCAUUCGAUAAGAUAUCAGUAGGAACCACAGACAUCCUGGAUUGCUUCUAUAACGCAGAUGUCGCAGUGGUGGAGAUGAGUGACUCCUUCUGCCAGCCGUCCCUCUUCUACCACCUGGCAGUGAGAGAGGGCUUCAGCAGCAUGACGAACAACAUCAUCCUGUAUGGGUUCAAGCCAGAGAGUGACCUGCAGGCUGUCAAGGAGCAAUGUGGGAGUUACACCUUCAUCCCUUACUUGGUGUCACCUCACGGCAAAGUGUUUGCUUGUGAUGCCACCAUGAUGUCUGGGAUCCAAGAGCUGAUGCAGCCCAGCAUCCAGCUGGAGCCCAUUCUCACCCCGCUGGUGGAGAGACUGGUGCAUCUGCUGAGCAGUGUCCACGUUCAGUCCAGCGAGUAUUUUCGGGAGACAGUCAGGCAUGAGAUCCGUUUGGCACGGGAGCGGUUCAGUGGAGACGCACUGAGAGAGGAGCUGGGCCGCAUCCAGGAACGCCUGGAUAGCGUGGACCUGCUCACACCUGAUAUAGUCAUGAACCUGCUCUUGUCCUACAGGGACGUUCAGGACUACGACGCCAUGAUCAAACUGGUGGAAAAUCUGAAUAAGCUGCAGAUGUGUCAGGUGGCAAAGCAUCAGAAUAUCAAGUUUCACUACAUAUUUGCUUUGAACAGGAGAAAUCACGGCGAAGAUCGUGACAAGGCUUUGAAAGAGAUUCUUCCGAUUGUCCAGUCAGGAGAGAAAGUGGCGUCAGACUUCUACUGCCUGUGUGGACGGAUCUUCAAAGAUUUGUUUAUGAGCUCGAAGUUCUCCGACACACUCAGCAGAGAGCAGUCCUGCUAUUGGUAUGGAAAAGCUUUUGAGGCAGAGCCGACUCUCCACUCGGGCAUCAACGUCAUGGUCCUCCUGAUGGCAGCUGGGCAUGACUUUGAGACUUCUAUUGAGAUGCGCAAAAUAGGUGUGACGAUAAACACGCUGCUUGGUAGAAAGGGCAGUUUGGAGAAGAUGAAUGACUACUGGGAUGUAGGUUUCUAUUUCGGAGCAAACAUCCUUUCCAACGAUCACAGGAAAGUAAUCGAUGCCUCAGAGAAGCUCUACAGACUAAAAGCCCCAGUUUGGUAUUUGGUGUCCAUUAUGGAGACGUUCAUCUUGUACCGUCAGUUUGCGAAGCUGCCUGAAGUGAAAUCUCCCAAACAGGAAACGAUGGACUUCUGGACGGAGUUGCUGCUGCAGUCCUGUAAACCCACCGUCGUAAACGAUCGCUGCCCUGUACUCAUUCUGGAGCCAAGUAAAGUCCUCCAACCUGCUUUCGUGAGCGUGAGCGAAGAGGACGAGAGUUGCACCGUUCGGUUAAAACACGUCACCCCUCUCAACAAAGGCUUGCACAAGUGGACUUUCCCAGCAUCUGCUAUCCGGGCAGUGAGUGUAUCAAAGAUCGAUGAGCGGUGUUGCUUCCUGUAUGUCCACUACAACUCUGAUGACUUCCAGCUUUGCUUUCCCAACGAGAUCCACUGUAAGAGCUUCUGUGAGUUGGUGAACUCUCUACUUCACCAAGAUGACGAGGCCCCGUCGCAGGACCAACAACUUUCAUCGGAGGAAGAACUGGAGUUCAUCUAUGAGACCAGCGAAAAUGGUGACAGGGUGGUUCUUGGGAAGGGGACGUACGGCGUGGUGUACGCCGGGAGGGAUGUGAGCAACCAGGUUCGCAUUGCCAUCAAGGAGAUCCCAGAGAAGGACAGCACGUACUCACAACCCCUCCAUGAGGAAAUAGCUCUGCACAAACGGCUCAAACACAGGAACAUUGUUCAGUAUCUGGGCUCCGUCAGUCAGGACAAUUUCAUCAAGAUCUUCAUGGAGGAAGUACCAGGAGGCAGUUUGUCUUCUCUUCUGCGCUCCAAAUGGGGUCCUCUGAAGGAUAACGAGCCCACCAUCAUCUUCUACACCAAACAGAUCCUCGAGGGACUGAGAUACCUUCACGAUAAUCAGAUCGUCCACAGAGACAUAAAGGGAGACAAUGUUCUGAUCAACACCUACAGUGGAGUGUUGAAGAUCUCUGACUUCGGAACCUCAAAGCGUUUAGCAGGAAUUAACCCCUGCACUGAGACGUUUACUGGAACUCUUCAGUACAUGGCUCCAGAGAUCAUAGACAAAGGACCUCGAGGUUAUGGGAAGCCUGCAGACAUAUGGUCUCUGGGGUGCACUAUUAUUGAAAUGGCAACAGGCAAAACACCCUUUCAUGAGCUGGGAAGUCCUCAGGCUGCCAUGUUUAAGGUGGGCAUGUUUAAGAUCCACCCAAAUGUUCCAGAGUGCAUGUCCAACCAGGCCAAGGACUUCAUCAUGCAGUGUUUUGAGCCAAAUCCAGACGACAGAGCUAUUGCUGCAAAGCUGCUGAUGGACAAUUUUCUCAGGUCUUCUCCCAAGAAGAAGACUAAUAUCCCCAAAAAAUCCGAACAAAAAGACUUUGACCAUCCCGCCGAUUAUCUGCGCAGCAUGUCUGUGCCCAUCUCCAUCUUUGUGGAGGACACAGAUUCAGACUCGGGUUCCGUAGAUCUGACUGCUUCUCUGGACCUCAGGCGGCGCCAGCACGCCAAAAGAGCCAACGAAAUCUCAGGAAGCCCACCUUGCACCAACAGCUUCCUGCAAACAGCCGACGAUUCUGCUUCAGGCAUGUGCAGUCCCGCCACAUCAGAGGAAAACAUCGGGCUUUUCAUGUUGCGAAAGGACAGCGAGCGGAGAGCGACACUCUAUAAAGUCCUCACCGAGUACAUCAGUCAUGUUGUCUGUAACAUUCAGGAGUCUUUGUCUCAGAAAGGUGAGGCAUCGCCGCUCACCUCGGAGCACAUCAGCUCACUUAUUACUUGCCUGCGAGACAACAUCCACUCUCCAGACAAAAAGCAGCUGACUCGUGGCCUGCAGGCACUUCGCUCCACUCUGUUGGCUGCAGCAGUACCUCUGAACAGCCUGCAGGCGGUGCUCUUUAACUUCCAGGAUGCAGUGAAGAAGGUGUUGAAGCAGCAGCAUGUGAAACCUCACUGGAUGUUUGCGCUGGACAACCUGCUGACACAGGCGGUACAGGAUGCCAUAACGAUCUUACUACCAGCCCUGAAGCUCCGUCUGCAGUCCUCGUUUGAAGGAGACGACAGCGGUCCAGAGGAGCUGCAAGCUGAUGAGGACACUCCUGUGUUUGCUUCUCCUAACCAGCUGAAGGCGCCGGCAGACGUGCAGCUGGCAGUGCCAGUAGAGGAAAUCAGACCUAGAGCCAGUCCACACUCUCCUCCUGAUGUCACCGUUAGCAGCAGCUGUUCGCUGAGCCAGAACCUCAGAGACAUGAGAAAAGAGACCUGGAGACUGCUAAACCUGCUGAAUGAGAAGGAGUGGGAGUACCAGGACCUGCUGAGGAACUCGGUCCAGAAGAAACAGGAACAGAUUGAUGCGAUGAAGAAAGUAGCGGUUGUUGAAGAGGAGGAGUUGGUGUCAAAGAGAAACUCUAACACCGAGAUAAGGAGUUUAGUACACUGGCUGAAGUCUGUCCCAGUGGACCGGGACACUAUUGAUAAGCUGCUCUCCAAUGAGUUCACAUUGGACUGUCUACUCCACAUAGCCUCCAGGGACGACUUAAUGUACUGUGGAUUAAGAGGCGGCAUGCUCUGUCGACUCUGGGCAGCCAUCACAACUCGCCGAAAGACCCAACUGACCACGCACAUGGAGGACAACGAGGACACUCAGCUGUAGAUGUUGCUCAUCAGAGGAGGAGAUAACUGACAGACUGGGUCUGAGUGAUCUUCAUGAACCAAGCUUCUUCUGGGAGCUAGAAGAGGUUUUAGUUACUGUGACUGUUUUUUUUUUCCAUAAUACACUGACAAGAUAGAACUUAAAAGUCUUUAACUAAAUGUUGGCAUCAAUUUCUUGUCUUUGUUUUAUUUUCUCAGGUAAGCGGGACUCUGACAGUAUUAACUAAACUUAUUUUAAGUGUCUUAUUGAUAAAAAGGUCUAAGUUAUUGGGGUUCUACAAAUGAAUCUCUUUUAUAUUAUGAGGAAAAAUAUUGAUAAUUUGUGCUUUAACUACGUCCAAACUAAUUUCUAUAUUAAACACGAGAACUUAA
Nothobranchius furzeri (turquoise killifish) is the source of this 4514-nucleotide messenger RNA. Its product is annotated as mitogen-activated protein kinase kinase kinase 5. Gene Ontology annotation, biological process: cellular response to stress; MAPK cascade; protein phosphorylation. The record is from RefSeq and is a predicted model, not a curated record. Gene Ontology annotation, molecular function: ATP binding; MAP kinase kinase kinase activity. NCBI's taxonomy places the organism in Eukaryota, Metazoa, Chordata, Actinopteri, Cyprinodontiformes, Nothobranchiidae.